Messenger RNA from Ambispora leptoticha, 154 nucleotides. The record is from the annotation of a GenBank genome assembly. NCBI's taxonomy places the organism in Eukaryota, Fungi, Glomeromycota, Glomeromycetes, Archaeosporales, Ambisporaceae.
UUUGGGGUGGUUCACUAGAGUUUUAAGGAAUGAUGGCUUGUUGAAAAGUUUUGGUAGAAAGGAAUUGACGUCAUGGGAUAAUGAAAUUGUUUUGGUGACUGGUGGCUCUCGAGGAAUUGGUGGACUGUUAGCUGAAACAUUGGCAUUACGACAU